CCUCCAUUUCUACUUGUAGCCUUAGCCCACAAGCGUCUUCACUUUACUUCACCUAGAUCCCGCACAAUCUCCUUGUCCCAAUGGCCGAUCAAACUCAAGAGUGUCGAUUUUCUCUCUCCAGUACGCUUUCUCCCGGAGAACGAGAAAGUCAUGACACUAUUCGUACACAGACAGAGUCUGGCGAUGAAGUUGAGCUUCUACGUCAACAUGAAGCGAAUUCGAGGCAAUCCGAAGAUGAUACACAAGCAGAUCGAGCGAAUGGCCACGAGCAACCAUCUAAGGACAGAAUAAAAUUCAAAGAGGACGACAUUGCGCAGACUACACUCGUAGUACUGCCUACGCCGUCAUGUCCCACACCAACGCCGCCACAUUGCACAACGCAUACGUCGAGCAGGUCAAUCUUGACAUCUGCUACAGACAGGCUCUACGACAUCUCUCACAAACCUCAGUACGCCUCUGGUACUUCCAUUGCUAUUGCAGCCGCACUUCCAGGAGCCCAACAUUCAUCUCCACGUAUACGUUCUCCCCUCCCAUCUCUUGGUCCACAAAUCCCGAUCAACCGUCUCGAAGGCGGACCUUUGAAACAUAAAUUACGAAUGAAUGAGAAAUUUGAGAAGUUCGUGCUUACGCGGACGACGGCGAGACGAAGGGCGUUAUUUGCGGUAUUCAUCGCUGUAAUGGCCAUCACCGUCGUUGGAGUUAUUUGGGGAUUACAAGGAAGCAGGAAUAACGAUAACACAGAGAUGGUUAGUCGAACGGUGUCUUUGAAGAGGAGUAUCGGGUAUCUCUGUUCUGAACAAGAGAGGCGUGAAGUUGGGUGCGAAUAAGAAGAAAGUGAAAAAGCAGAACUGCAGAGAUCAGAAUGAGAGACAAGCGGAGAGAGCUGACGGCUUGAGUUUUGAGUGAGGUACUUCCCUCAUAAUAAGAAAACGGGCUAUCUAGUACCUUAUUCGUCUCCUAUUGAGUCUUAAGUCUCUCUAUUAC
Molecule: messenger RNA, 984 nt
Organism: Pseudovirgaria hyperparasitica
Lineage: Eukaryota; Fungi; Ascomycota; Dothideomycetes; Acrospermales; Acrospermaceae
Exons: 1
Coding region: 81-827 (248 amino acids)
Source: RefSeq, a predicted model, not a curated record